Molecule: messenger RNA, 3509 nt
Organism: Malurus melanocephalus (red-backed fairy wren)
Lineage: Eukaryota; Metazoa; Chordata; Aves; Passeriformes; Maluridae
Gene: ANPEP
Product: alanyl aminopeptidase, membrane
Exons: 21
Coding region: 393-3272 (959 amino acids)
Biological process (GO): proteolysis; peptide catabolic process
Cellular component (GO): cytoplasm
Molecular function (GO): metalloaminopeptidase activity; peptide binding; zinc ion binding
Source: RefSeq, a predicted model, not a curated record
UCAGUCCUCUUCUCUGCUGGCCCUCCUCCACCUCCUCCUCCUCCUCCACCUCCUCCUCUUGUAGGUGUCGGCGAAGGGUGCAGGGCCAGGCCAGUGCUGGGGCAGGACGCCGGGGGUCCAGGCCCACAGCCCCUGCACGCUCCCUGAUGGUGUGACCCACCCUCCCACAGCCAGGUCUGCCCCUGCAGCAGCGGCGCUGGGCAUUGGUGCUCCUGCCAGGCUGGGGAGGGYGUGGGGGGAAAGCUCAUCCCAGGGUCUGUCACCGCCCUAAGCCCCAUGGCCAUUUAAUCRUUCACCCAUUAACUUGGACUAAUAAACCUAGUGGCAGUGAGAGGCUAAAAGCCCUGCCUGYGCCAGUGCCGCCUCCGCCUGCGCCACUCCUGCUGCCCACCAUGGCAGCCGGCUUUUUCAUCAGCAAGACUGUGGGCAUCGUGGCCAUCGUGCUGGGCCUGGGGGCUGUGGCCACCAUCAUCGCACUCUCGGUGGUGUAUGCCCAGGAAAAGAACAAGGGGACAUCGGAUGUGGGCGGYACGGCUGAGCCCAGCACCACCGCCACCACCGCCGCCCCCAACAACCCAUGGAACCGGUGGAGGUUGCCGGGCACGCUGAGGCCAGAGAGCUACGAGGUGUCCCUGCAGCCCUUCCUGAARCCCGAUGCCAACAACAUGUACAUCUUCAAGGGCAACAGCAACGUYACCUUCGUCUGUGUGGAAGCCACCGACCUCAUCCUCAUCCACAGCAACAAGCUGAAYUACACCAUGCAGGGCUCCUUCCAUGCCACGUUGCAUGCGGAGGAUGGUGGCAGUGUCCCCGCCAUCUCCCGCACCUGGCUGGAGACCCCCACCCAGUACCUGGUGGUGCAGCUGGCCUCCCCCCUGCAGCAGGGCCAGCGCUACCGGCUAUCCAGCAGCUUCACUGGGGAGCUGGCUGACGAUCUGGCUGGCUUCUACCGCAGCGAGUACAUGGACGAGUCAGGCAACAAGCAGGUGGUGGCCACCACGCAGAUGCAGGCAGCUGAUGCACGCAAAGCUUUCCCAUGCUUCGACGAGCCAGCCAUGAAAGCCAACUUCACAGUGACACUGAUCCACCCCUCUGACUAUAAGGCCAUUUCCAACAUGCCUGCCAAGGGCACCAGGCAGGAGAUGAUCAAUGGGGAGAYCUGGAAUGUAACUGAGUUUGACACCACACCCAGGAUGUCCACAUACCUUGUGGCUUUCAUUGUCAGCCAGUUCAGCUUCAGGCAGAGCAUGUCGGACAAGACACUGAUUCGCAUCUGGGGCCGCCCGAAGGCCAUCGACGAGGGCCAGGGCGGUUACGCACUCAACGUCACUGGCGACAUCCUCAACUUCUUUGAGAUGCAUUACAACACGGCCUACCCGCUCCCCAAGUCUGACCAGGUUGGCCUCCCUGAUUUCAAUGCGGGUGCCAUGGAGAACUGGGGGCUGGUGACCUACCGGGAGAACUCGCUGCUCUUUGAUCCUGAAUACUCCUCCAUUGGCAACAAGGAGCGGGUGGUGACUGUCAUUGCCCACGAACUGGCGCACCAGUGGUUUGGGAAUUUGGUGACGCUGCGGUGGUGGAACGACCUGUGGCUGAACGAGGGCUUCGCUUCCUACGUGGAGUAUCUGGGCGCUCACUGGGUUGAAUCCUCCUGGAAUAUCAAAGACCUGAUGGUGCUGAACGAGCUGCAUGCAGUGAUGGCGACAGAUGCCCUGGCCAGUUCCCAUCCACUCUCCUUCCGCGAGGAAGAGAUCAAUACCCCGGCCCAGAUCAGUGAGGUCUUUGACAGCAUCGCCUACAGCAAGGGAGCAUCGGUGCUGCGGAUGCUCUCCGAAUUCCUCACCGAUGAAAUCUUCAAGCAAGGGCUGCAGUCCUACCUCCACACCUUCGCCUACAGCAACACCAUCUACGCUGACCUCUGGGUCCAUCUGCAAGAGGCGGUGGAGAAGAACAAUGUCRAGCUGCCUGACAGCGUCAGCAACAUCAUGGAUCGCUGGACGCUGCAGAUGGGCUUCCCUGUGGUCACUGUCAACACCCUCACUGGCACCAUCAACCAGACCCACUUUCUGCUGGACCCCACAUCCCACGUGGACAGACCCUCCAUCUUCAACUACACCUGGAUCAUCCCCGUCACCUGGAUGACAGGCAGUGGCACUGUGAACAAMUAUUGGCUGACCAAUGUCACAGACACCAAUGACCAGUUCAAGAUCAACAGCCCUGCCUGGCUCCUGCUGAACCUCAAUGUCACUGGGUACUUCCGUGUCAAUUAYAACCAGGAAAACUGGAAUCAGCUUCUCAACCAGCUUGGCACUGACCACGAGGUCAUCCCUGUGAUCAACCGUGCCCAGAUCAUCGAUGAUGCCUUUAACCUUGCCAGGGCCAAAUACAUCAACGUGACCUUGGCCCUGAGCACGACACGCUUCCUGAGUCGGGAGACAGCCUACAUGCCCUGGCAGGCAGCGCUCAAAAAUCUGCAGUACUUCCAGCUGAUGUUUGACCGCAGUGAGGUGUUUGGGCCCAUGUCGGAAUAUGUGAGGAAGCAGGUGAUGCCUCUCUUCAAGCAUUACGAAAACACCACCAAUAACUGGCAAAAUGUCCCGGUUGGCCUGCUGGACCAGUACAACGAGGUCAAUGCCAUCCAGACCGCCUGCUCCUACGGCAUCACCGAGUGCCAUCAGUUGGCUGCCAAAUACUUGAACGAGUGGCAGCAAAAUCCCGCCAGAAACCCGGUCCACCCGAACCUGCGCUCAGCCAUCUACUGCAGCAUGGUGGCCACGGGUGGGGAGGACRUCUGGAAUUUUCUCUGGGAAAAGUUCCAGAAUGCUACUGUGGUGUCUGAGGCCGAUAAGCUCCGCACAGCCCUCUCCUGCAGCACCCAGACCUGGAUCCUCAAGAGGUACCUGGAGUACACCCUCGACCCCACAAAGAUCCGGAAGCAGGAUGCCACCUCCACAAUCAACAGCAUUGCCAGCAAUGUUGUGGGGCAGCCCCUGGCCUGGGACUUCAUCCGUGGCAACUGGAGGACGCUCUUCAGCCAGUAUGGGGGCGGCUCCUUCUCUUUCUCCAAACUGAUUUUGUCCGUGACCCAGCGCUUUUCUACAGAGUUUGAGCUGCAGCAGCUGGAGCAGUUCAAGAAGGACAACCAGGACAUCGGCUUUGGGUCGGGGACGCGGGCGCUGGAGCAGGCACUGGAGCGGACCCGUGCCAACAUCAACUGGGUGAAGGAGAACCAGGCAACGGUGCUGGAGUGGUUCAAUGCCGAGAGGAGCUAACAGGCACCUGCACUGCCCUGGCCAGCAGGAUGGACCCUUGUCCACUCCAGACUCCACUCACUCCAUCCUCGUGACCCCCAGGCCCCUGCCCCCUGAAUGCCGCACUGCCAGGGAGGGGCCUGAUGCCUCUGGAUUGUGGGCACUGGGAAAGUGGGGACUUGGGAGGGGGGAGGGCAGGCUGAUGCAGCUCUGGGGGUGUAAAUAAAAACAGUUUCCAGGGACUCCCAGCGUACUGGG